Messenger RNA from Stegastes partitus (bicolor damselfish), 1863 nucleotides. RefSeq names its product transmembrane protein 53 (gene tmem53). NCBI's taxonomy places the organism in Eukaryota, Metazoa, Chordata, Actinopteri, Pomacentridae. The transcript is spliced from 3 exons. The coding region runs from base 174 to 1031 and encodes 285 amino acids. The record is from RefSeq and is a predicted model, not a curated record.
AGUGGUGCUCCUGCUCCUGACAGUCCACGGACCUGUACGUUGUGAGCCGUUUGUUUCAUCCAGGCUUUGCCCUCCCUGAUGCAGCGCCCUGUAGCCCGGUCAUCAUCACUGUUCACAGCGGCCAAAUGAGUCAGACAGCACCGUGGGAGAAACACAGCCGAUAGCGUUGAGAAAUGGCAGAUGAAAUUGACUACAAUAUCGUGUUUCCAGAUGCGGGGACAUCGGAGAGACACUGGCAGGGGACAAAGGAGCCAGUUGUGAUACUGUUGGGCUGGGCUGGUUGCAAAGACAAGCACCUCUCCAAAUACAGCUCCAUCUACAAUGAGCAGGGGUGUGUCACGAUCCGCUACACAGCUCCUUUAAAGACAGUCUUCAUCUCGGAGUCCUUUGGCUACAAGGAGCUGAGCAGCAAAGCCCUCAAGUUGGUGGAGAUCCUCUAUGACUACGAGGUGGAGAACAGUCCUAUUUUCUUUCACAUUUUCAGUAACGGUGGCUUCAUGCUGUACCGUUACAUCGUCGAGCUGCUGCACAAUGACAAACAGUUCAGUUCACUGUAUGUGAUUGGUGCUGUGGUGGACAGCGGCCCCGGUAGUGCAAAUGUCCGCGGGGCCCUGCGUGCUCUGACAGCCACGAUAGGACCAAAAAUAAGUCCUGUUUUGAGGUAUGUCCUAAUGGCGCUUUUUGCAGUGACUGUUAUCCUCCUGAGAGUUGUGUUGUACCCCUUGACCAAGUACAUCCACAAGAACCACUACGACGCAGUGCAGGACCGGCCGCCCUCCUGGCCUCAUUUCUUCCUGUACUCCAAAGCUGACCAGAUUAUCAGACACGGGGACAUCGAGUUCUUCAUGGAAACCUUGAAGCAGAAAGUCGUCCCUGUGGACAGUUUUGAUUUUGUUUCCAGUCCCCAUGUCGGCCACUUCCGGGAUUUUCCUGAGCAGUACGCUCUCAAGUGCCGUGAAUUCCUGGUUUCCUGCAUGAAGGCCUCGGAAGGGACCGAAAUUAAAAAGAGACAACGUGUUCAAACUCAGUGAAACUUGAAGAGGAGCUCACAAAAUUUUGCUAAGAAGUCAUUCCCAGAUGCCGAAGAGAAGGUGACGGAGUUUUUUUCUGCAGAAGUCUGAAAAAGCAGCGAUAAAAUGGGGAAAUAUCUAAUUUCUGCACUGAGCGAGUUCAAGAUCUUGGUGAUGUUUCCUCACCGCUUCAUGGGAAAGUUCCACUGCUGUGGUUGAGACGUACUGCACUUAAUCUGUAUGUCUUUAAAACCCGCCAUACGAAACACUGGAAGUCACAUCCUGCUGAAGGUUGUGAUUUAAAGGCUUAACCCUGCCUACUCAAAUGUUUUUACAAGUUCUAUACCACAUGAAACAACAAUAUUUAACAAUUACAAUACAAACGGUUGCUAUACACUGAAAAAUUGACAGUUAAAUCCUUUAGGAUAAUUUAAAUAGUAUUUAAUAUUGCUGUGAAAUGUGAUGCAUUGUAGACUAGUAGUAGUGAUUCUAAACCUGAGGAGGCUGGUUAAUCUGUAUCUUCUAUGUGUGAAAUUUAAUAUAUAUUUAUGGUUUUAAUCCCAUGAUUUGCUAUUAAAAUACCAGGGAUCUUAUAAGGAAGGCAGCUGUCAAAUAUUUAAAGAAUUGUAAUGUUUUCGUCUCCAUUAGAGGUCUGAGAAUGUUGCCUUACAAAGUAAAUUCCUUGUUUUCUGUCCAAAAAUUGUAGAAUGCUCAGCCCUGAUAUGUAAUACAAAAUCGAUGUAGUUCAAAAAACAAAGUGGAUUGACGAUGAAUGUAUAUGUCCAGCACAACUAAUGUUCUUUUUAACUGAUGUGCCUUCAAUAAACCAGAAUGCUCGUAGUGAAGUACGUCA